Molecule: messenger RNA, 1652 nt
Organism: Brassica oleracea var. oleracea
Lineage: Eukaryota; Viridiplantae; Streptophyta; Magnoliopsida; Brassicales; Brassicaceae
Product: glycerol-3-phosphate dehydrogenase [NAD(+)] 1, chloroplastic
Exons: 10
Coding region: 213-1382 (389 amino acids)
Biological process (GO): carbohydrate metabolic process; glycerol-3-phosphate catabolic process
Cellular component (GO): glycerol-3-phosphate dehydrogenase (FAD) complex; cytosol
Molecular function (GO): protein homodimerization activity; glycerol-3-phosphate dehydrogenase [NAD(P)+] activity; NAD binding
Source: RefSeq, a predicted model, not a curated record
AGGAAAACAUAAUAAUAUAUAUAAUAAAAGAAAGAAAGAAAAAAAAGAAAAAAAAGGAGAGGAAGAAGAUGGAACAUAGAGCAGAUCGCCACAGAUCCAACCAUUCAAUUCCAAAACAUGGCGGCUUAUAGCAUUGAAGAAGGCAUAACAGUUACUACACGUACCCCUCCUUCUCUCUGUAACGUGUCCUCUCAAAUCGGGUCCUAUCUUCCAUGCGAAUCCGUUCCUCAUUCUUCUCUAUCUUCCUCCUUUCCUCAUCCUCUUCUCCUUCCUCGUCCUUCUUCUCCUCUCGUUUCUCCUCUCUCUCCGCUAUGUCUCCAGGCGCUAAUGGUGAUUUCAAAUCUAGGGUUACGGUCGUGGGCAGUGGCAACUGGGGAAGCGUUGCUGCUAAGCUCAUCGCUUCCAAUGCCCUCAAGCUUCCUUCUUUCCAUGAUGAAGUUAGGAUGUGGGUGUUUGAGGAAGUUCUGCCAAAUGGUGAGAAGCUCACUGAUGUAAUCAACAAGACCAAUGAAAACGUCAAGUAUCUCCCUGGGAUUAAGUUAGGAAGAAAUGUCGUUGCAGAUCCUGACCUUGAAAAUGCAGUGAAGGAAGCAAACAUGUUGGUUUUUGUUACGCCGCAUCAGUUCAUGGGUGGUAUAUGCAAGAAGCUUAAGGGAAAGGUAACAGGAGAGGUUGAGGCUAUAUCUCUCGUUAAAGGGAUGGAAGUGAAGAAGGAAGGUCCCUGCAUGAUCUCUAGUCUCAUCUCCAAGGAACUUGGUAUCAACUCUUGUGUUCUUAUGGGCGCAAACAUCGCCAACGAGAUUGCUGUGGAGAAGUUUAGCGAAGCAACGGUUGGAUAUAGAGAGAGUCGAGAAAUAGCUGACACUUGGGUUCAGUUGUUUAGUACUCCCUAUUUUAUGGUCACACCGGUUCAUGAUGUUGAAGGAGUAGAGUUGUGUGGGACCUUGAAGAAUGUAGUGGCUAUUGCAGCGGGUUUCGUUGAUGGUUUGGAAAUGGGUAAUAACACAAAGGCUGCAAUCAUGAGGAUUGGUUUACGAGAGAUGAGAGCACUCUCGAAGCUUCUUUUUCCAUCUGUCAAAGACAGUACUUUCUUUGAGAGCUGUGGUGUAGCAGAUGUCAUAACAACUUGCUUAGGAGGAAGAAACCGAAGAGUUGCAGAAGCAUUUGCCCAAAGUGGAGGAAAAAGGUCUUUUGAUGAGCUUGAAGCAGAGAUGCUACAAGGGCAAAAGCUACAGGGUGUUUCCACGGCAAGAGAGGUCUACGAGGUCUUGAACCACUGUGGAUGGCUGGAGAUGUUUCCACUGUUUUCAACGGUUCACCAAAUCUGCACAGGUCGUCUUAAACCUGAAGCCAUUGUUCAUUACCGUGACCACAAAGCCUAAUCUCUCAUGAUGGUCCCAUUCAUCUGCAAAAAAUGUUUCUGUGUUGAUGUAGAAGUUUAACGUUUUUGUUAAUUACUUUGAGAAUGUUUACUGGUGAGUUGGACCUUCUAACUGGUUUAGAGGGUCCGGUUUAUUCAGUCUUUGGUCCAGUUCAAAUUUAAUUUGCUUGGAUCGAACACAGUAAUGUGUUCAAUGUUGUAAUCACUGAGUACUGGAUUCGUUUAUUAAAUUUGAAAGAUUCACGAACAAUCGUUUCUAAGUUUUUUGUAA